Messenger RNA from Sorghum bicolor (sorghum), 3393 nucleotides. Its product is annotated as beta-glucosidase 25. Gene Ontology annotation, biological process: carbohydrate metabolic process. Lineage: Eukaryota; Viridiplantae; Streptophyta; Magnoliopsida; Poales; Poaceae. Bases 1675 to 3210 code for a protein of 511 amino acids. The transcript has 13 exons. The record is from RefSeq and is a predicted model, not a curated record. Gene Ontology annotation, molecular function: beta-glucosidase activity.
CGGCUGGGGCCUCUGCCUCUCGUCUCCAUCGCGAGCUCCGCAGUCCGCACGCCGCACGCUUCACGGCAUCAGCGACAGCAUCACUGGACACUGCAUCAGCCAUCAGCAGGACGAGGACGGCGGGAUCAAGGCCAGGGUCUGUCUCUCUCUGCGUGUCUCCCCGCACGCCACGCGAGCCCACGCAAGAUUGCUUACCCGGGAGAUGCGUGCCCGCCUCCAGAUCCCGCGUUCGAGCGCCGAGGCGCGCAAGCCACGCGACGGUUGCUGAGGCAAGCGAACCCCCUACUCCACUCUACUCCACUCUACUCUACUCUACUCUACUCUACUCCACUCCACCUGUAUCUUGUGAAGCUACUGAGUUUACUGCUGAUGACAUGCCACUGCUGCGCCUACGCAUAUUUUUUUCACUUUGAUGUUGUGUGAAAGAAAAUCGCGUUACAGCGACAGUUCGAGCGGUGGAGGGUUGGUGGAUGGCGGUGACAUCGAAGCUUUGCGCUUUUUGCUGCUGCAGGACCCAUUCUACACCGAGGAAGGGUGGGAUGUCAAUCGGAUUUCUCUAGUGCAAAUCAUGGUUGCAAGUUCGGUUUUUUACCUAAGAUUUUCUUUUUGUCAGAGACAUGGGGUAUCUUUUCUCAAAGUGGACUACAUUUCUCCCCCUCGUAGUCAAUAUUUUUCUUUGACUUUUAAUUUAUGUGCAGUAUCCUAAAUCAUUGAAUCAUAGUAGGAUAUCCAUGACAGAUCACAUAAACAACACGUGCAAUACAAUACAUCACUGGGCAGUUGGGCCUGUGCAAGAUGCGUUCAGGAACUCAGGAUCACUAUCCCCAAAUCGCUCCUAUCACUGUCAUGUAACUACCAUCUGGGGAAUCAAGAAUGGUCCUGCCGUGCAAGCAAGCCAUUAACGUUCCCCAUAGGAUAAGCAUGUGACUAUGCAAAUGUCCCGGCACAAAUUGUACCUUAGCAUGGUUAUAAGAAUAUUGUAUUUGUUUUCUCUUUCUCUCCUUUUCUAUUCACCGCACAUGUUGAGAUCACUAUACAAAUCAUGACACAAAGUUUUGUUUUUAUGUGACACUACCAUACGAAAUGGAUAAGGAAACGUGUGGCUUUUUUCCAGGAUAAUUGCAAGAGUUUCAUUAUUGUAGCUAUUUGUUCCUCAUGACCAUAGUACUGCUUUGCACUUUGAUAAUUUUGUAAGAAAAUAAAAUUCAUGAUCUAAUAAUAAUUGAUAAGGCCCUUCUCACUAUGUGGCUAACUGGUAAGGACUCAGCAAUUCUCUUCCUCUCGAACUGUGGCUAGCAUGGAUGCCGGAGUGCUUGAAACCUCAAUUUGUCUGAAAUUGUUGCACCCAAGCAAUACUUGCUUGCGUCACUUGAGAUGUGGACCAUUUUUUGACUGGUUUCGGAGCUGGAAAUGUCAAUUAGUUUCCUUCCCUUGUUGAUUAAUUGCCCACUGUGAUAGAGAUUUUGCACCCUAUGGCCUCCACAAGAGUUACUUAGUAGAGACGCACAUUGAAAGGGCUUCCAAGACAAGUGAAGCUCACUAGCUCAGCCUUCAGUUGCUUCCCACGCUUCACCAACUGAACAAGGUUUAUAUAUAUAUAUCAUAUAUCCUACCUUGUACUUAUUCUUAGAUUAAGGAAACUAUUAGUCAGCGCAACCAACUGAAGGAUACGCCAUGGGUGUUCUGACACUGGUUCAUAUCCUUGUCAGCUUUGCUGCUUGUGCUGAAGCUCUAAGGAGAGCAGACUUCCCUCAAGGUUUUGUCAUCGGCACUGCUUCUUCAGCUUACCAGUAUGAAGGCGCUGUCAAUGAGGGUCGACGUGGACCUACAAUAUGGGAUACUCUCACAAGACGACCUGGUCGGGUGAUAGAUUUCAGCAAUGCUGAUAUUGCCGUUGAUCACUACCAUCGUUAUAAGGAAGAUGUGGACUUGAUUAAGGACAUUGGCAUGGAUGCAUACCGGUUCUCUAUAUCAUGGUCUCGUAUCUUUCCAAAUGGAACUGGUGAACCUAAUGAAGAAGGAUUGAAUUACUAUAACAGCCUCAUAGAUGUUCUAUUAGACAAAGGUAUACAACCAUAUGUAACACUCUUUCACUGGGACCUUCCGCAAGCACUAGAAGACAGAUAUGGUGGAUGGUUAAACUCCCAAAUCGUGGAUGAUUUCGUUCACUAUGCCUCUACUUGCUUCAAGGAAUUUGGAGAUAGAGUGAAACACUGGAUCACUUUCAAUGAGCCCCAUAAUUUUGCGAUUGAUGGCUAUGACCUUGGCAUCCAGGCACCUGGGAGGUGUUCUAUUCUGUCUCAUAUAUUCUGUAGAGAGGGCAAAUCAUCAACUGAACCAUAUGUUGUAGCUCACAACAUACUCUUAGCGCAUGCUGGUGCUUUUCAUUCUUAUAAGCAGCAUUUCAAGAAAGACCAAGGAGGUAUCAUUGGCAUUGCACUUGAUUCAAAGUGGUAUGAACCAUUGUCAGAUGUUGAUGAGGACACAGAGGCAGCAGCACGAGCAAUGGACUUUGAGCUUGGAUGGUUCCUGGAUCCCUUAAUGUUUGGCCACUAUCCUCCUUCUAUGCAGAAACUUGCAGGCGAUAGGCUGCCUAAGUUUUCAACUCAGGCUUCGAAGUUAGUAUCAGGCUCAUUAGAUUUUGUGGGCAUAAACCACUAUACUACAUUGUAUGUUAGGAACGACAGAAUGCGGAUCAGGAAACUUGUAAUGAAUGAUGCUUCAACUGAUGCUGCGAUCAUACCUACUGCUUAUAGACAUGGAAAGAAAAUAGGAGACACGGCAGCGUCAGGAUGGCUGCAUAUAGUACCCUGGGGCAUGUUCAAGCUGAUGAAGCACAUCAAAGAAAAGUAUGGAAAUCCUCCUGUGAUCAUUACUGAAAACGGCAUGGAUGACGCGAACAAUCGAUUCUCGAGAUUAGAGAAUGAUCUGCAGGAUGAUAAACGGAUACAGUACCACAACGACUACAUGUCUAACCUCCUAGAUGCAAUAAGGAAGGAAGGCUGCAACGUCCACGGCUACUUUGUAUGGUCACUGCUAGAUAACUGGGAGUGGAACUCUGGGUACACGGUGCGGUUUGGACUCUACUACAUUGACUACAACAACAACCUGACAAGGAUUCCCAAGGCGUCAGUGGAAUGGUUCAAGCAGGUCUUAGCCCAAAAGACGGCUAAUUUGGAGUACAGUGGUUCGACAAUAGCCAGUAGUUAAGUGUAUAUAAUAUCUACAGCUACCAUCUCUACAUGCUUUGCGUACCUUUGGAUUAGAUUGUGAUUAUUCUCAAAUGUAUAUAGCCCACCAUUUGGACGACCUUCAACCGUCCAGUUGAAUGUGUCGUUAUGCUUGUCAUACAUGGCCUUGUUUAGUUCACCCCAGAAACCAAAAACUUUUCAA